Messenger RNA from Dovyalis caffra, 1818 nucleotides. The record is from the annotation of a GenBank genome assembly. NCBI's taxonomy places the organism in Eukaryota, Viridiplantae, Streptophyta, Magnoliopsida, Malpighiales, Salicaceae.
AUGCCUUCUCCUUUUGAAGGCUGGGAUGAUCAACAGAUGCUUGACCUAUACUUGUAUGAUUACUUCAUCAAAAGGAAGUUGCAUAAAACUGCUGCAGUUUUUAGGGAGCAAGCCGAUGUUGCUACGAAACCUGUUGCAAUCAAUGAUUCAGCCCAAGGGUUUCUAUAUGAUUGGUGGACAAUGUUUUAUGAUGCAUAUGUCCAUAGGCAAGGUAGAAAGCGUGAGGACGUCAAAGGGAAAGCCCCUGUAAACACAUCCUUUUGGUUUGAUUUUCGGGCUGAACAAAUGUCGCAGAACGAGGAAAGAAAUGCAUGUCAAAUUGUGCCACAGUUACCUAUAAAUAAGCAGAGGCACGGACAAUUCCCUUUUGGUUGCGACUUUGAUAAGGUGUUGGGGCAACCGGGUGCUUCUUCGAUUGCUGCAAGAAUGUUUGAGGAACAGUGUCGUCCGGACAAUGGAGAUGGCGUUAGUACUAGCAGAGUUGGACCUUUAAGAACUAACCCAUAUGGUGCACAGACAGUGACGGGUGACGGAUGGCUUUCACCAAGUUAUCUGCAGCAGUUUUCUUUAUGGAUGCAGCAAUAUCAACCAAGUCCCUCGGCUCAAGCUCUGUCUCUCACAUCUGAAAACCUGAAGUCUGCUUCUCCUGGAAGCUCUACCAAUUUUCAGGGGCAAAAUCUGAUCCUUCCGGAGAGCAAUUUGAAUAUGAAAGAUGCACAGAUGAGGAUCCAAAUUAAACAAUCUCAGGAGAAGCAAAACCAACAUGCUCAGUGUUUAGAGCAGCAAUUAUCAGAGGAUUCUGUGAAUGCUGAGGAAGAUAAAUCAGCAAAAGAUGUUGAAUCCUUUUUAUCCACCGACGAUGACCAUGGCGAUGGUAAAGGAACUUCUUUCAGUACUUUAAAGCGUCGUUCUACAGCUUGUAGUGACAAUGAUCAUAAAGGCUUCACUUUUGAAGAGAUUGGUUGCCUCAGCUCAAGCAAAACCAAGGUGCUGUGCUGCCAUUUUUCAUCUGAUGGGAAGAUGCUAGCUAGUUCUGGACAUGAUAAGAAGGUUUCAAUUUGGGAUGUGGAAAGCUUUAAAGCAAGUAAUUCUUCUGAAGGACAUUCUCUUCUUGUCACAGAUGUUCGGUUUAGACCAAGUUCAACUAUAUUAGCCACAGCUUCAUUUGAUAGAACUGUGCGAAUAUGGGAUGCAGCCAAACCAAGCAAAUCACUGUUCAAGCUUCUUGGUCACAGUGAACAAGUGAUGUCAUUAGACUUUCACCCAAGAAAGGUAGAUCUCCUUUGCUCGUGUGAUGGUAAUGAUGAGAUCCGUUUAUGGAACGUCAACAAACGUGCAUGCAUGCGUGUCUCGAAGGGCGCCACAAGACAGGUCAGAUUCCAGCCUGGAUUUGGCAAAUUAAUGGCUGCAGCCACGGGAAACAGUAUCAAUGUGAUUGAUGUUGAGGUUGGCAACCUCAUGUGGAACUUGAAGGGACAUGCCAAAGAAGUACUUUCUAUUUGCUGGGAUACAAGUGGAAAGUAUAUUGCAUCUGUCAGUGAGGACAGUGCACGAGUGUGGUCACUAGUUGGUGGAAAUUGCCUAGGCAAACUGCAUUCAAAUGGCAACAAGUUCCAAUCAUGUGCAUUUCAUCCUGGGUAUUCACUACUUUUGAUCAUUGGUGGAUACCAGGUCCUUGAAUUUUGGAGUCCAACUGAUGGUGGUAAAACAUUGUCAACUCCAGCACAUGAUGGGUUAAUUGCUGCGCUUGCAGAUUCGGUGGAGAAUGAGAUGAUUGCAUCAGCUAGCCAUGACCAGUGUGUUAAGCUAUGGAAAUGA